ACAUCUGGGAGCUUCCUGCUCACCCCCAUUAACACACCUUGCCCAUCCGUCCCCUUGCACAUCAGUUGCGAAUGUCCAAAGCGUUGUGCAGUGUGGUAGCAGUGGCAAUCGGCGCCGGCCGGCAUGGGAGCGGAGAAGGACAAGAAGGUGGAGGUCAAGACGGCCGUGUACAAGGUGCACGUCCACUGCGGCCAGUGCGCGCGCGACAUCCAGACGCAGUUCACCGAGUUCCAAGGGGUUGAGGAGGUGAAGGUGGACGCCGGGGCAGGGAAGGUGACAGUGAAGGGCUUCGCCUUCGACGUCGAGAAGCUCAGGGCGAAGGUCGAGAAGGGUUGCCGGAAGAAGGUCGAGCUGGUUGUUCCUGCCAAGAAGGAUGACGUCGUCAUCGAGGUCAAGACCAAGAAGGAGGAGUUGAAGGUCAUCACAGUAAAGGUCCCCUUGCAUUGCCCCGAUUGUGCAGUCAGGGUCAAAGAGAUCCUCCUGGAGCACAAGAGUAUCUACGAGGCCAAGACGGACCUCGGCAAGAACACGUGCACCGUCGAGGGCACCAUCGACGAGAAGAAGCUCGUCGAGUACAUCUACCAGAGAACGCGCAAGACGGGCAUCGUCGACAAGAUCGAGAAGAAGGUGAUCGUCAAGGAGGAGAAGGUGGAGGUGAAGAAGAAGGACGAGAAGAAGGAGGCCGUCAAGGAGAAGGUCAAGGAGGUCGUCGCCCCCUACUUCAUCCCCUGCACGCACCCGCGGUUCGUCGACUACUCGCACCCGUGCCACCGCCGCGGCGGCUACGGCGGCGACUGCUGCUCUCCGUGCGGUGGGGGCUACGACGGCUGCGGGUACCCGUACGGUGUCAGCUACACGCACUCCGAGCUCACAGGAUACCAUGACACGGCGUUCUUGCACUGCACACACCCCAAUGAGUUCAUCAGCGAGGAGAACCCGUAUGCGUGCUCUGUGAUGUAGAACUUUUAAUUUUUGCAGGUGGAUCGUGCAUGCCGACAAUAAUGCUAUCAGCUCAAAUUAAUUUUGCUUCGGCUCAGGUUGCAGACUAGUUGUGCUCUUCUUUUUUUGUAAACUUUGUAAUAAUUGGCGGUGUACAUCCACGGAUGUAUAGGCCGAAUUUGUAAUCCUUUUUCUAAAAAAUAUAGAGCACUUUUGCAUCUUCUUCCAGGUACAUUUUUU
Panicum virgatum (switchgrass) is the source of this 1179-nucleotide messenger RNA. Its product is annotated as heavy metal-associated isoprenylated plant protein 4-like. Gene Ontology annotation, molecular function: metal ion binding. The transcript has 3 exons. The coding region runs from base 124 to 960 and encodes 278 amino acids. The record is from RefSeq and is a predicted model, not a curated record. Lineage: Eukaryota; Viridiplantae; Streptophyta; Magnoliopsida; Poales; Poaceae.